Fukomys damarensis (Damara mole-rat) is the source of this 1922-nucleotide messenger RNA. RefSeq names its product CBFA2/RUNX1 partner transcriptional co-repressor 2 (gene Cbfa2t2). Bases 56 to 1780 code for a protein of 574 amino acids. The transcript is spliced from 10 exons. Gene Ontology annotation, molecular function: transcription corepressor activity. The record is from RefSeq and is a predicted model, not a curated record. Gene Ontology annotation, biological process: negative regulation of DNA-templated transcription; DNA-templated transcription. NCBI's taxonomy places the organism in Eukaryota, Metazoa, Chordata, Mammalia, Rodentia, Bathyergidae. Gene Ontology annotation, cellular component: nucleus.
CUGAACUCCUUUUGUUUUCUUCUCUGCAGUUGGUUCAGAGAAAAGGGUCCCAGCAAUGCCUGGAUCGCCUGUGGAAGUGAAGAUACAGUCAAGAUCCUCACCACCCACCAUGCCACCCCUCCCGCCAGUAAAUCCUGGAGGACCGAGACCAGUGUCCUUUACUCCUACAGCAUUAAGCAAUGGUAUCAACCAUUCUCCUCCUAACCUGAAUGGUGCACCAUCCCCACCACAGAGAUUCAGCAAUGGUCCUGCCUCUUCCACAUCAUCAGCACUGACAAAUCAGCAGUUGCCAGCCACGUGUGGUGCUCGACAGCUCAGCAAAUUGAAACGGUUUCUUACCACUCUGCAGCAGUUUGGAAAUGACAUCUCUCCUGAGAUUGGAGAGAAGGUUCGAUCACUUGUACUAGCAUUGGUGAACUCAACAGUGACUAUUGAAGAAUUCCAUUGCAAGCUCCAAGAGGCCACAAAUUUUCCUCUUCGUCCUUUUGUGAUUCCAUUUCUCAAGGCCAACCUGCCCCUGCUGCAGAGAGAACUGUUGCACUGCGCUCGCGCUGCCAAGCAGACCCCAUCCCAGUACUUGGCCCAGCACGAACACCUUCUGCUUAACACCAGUAUCGCGUCUCCUGCCGACUCUUCUGAGCUGCUCAUGGAGGUACAUGGAAAUGGAAAGAGGCCCAGUCCGGAGAGGAGAGAAGAAGGUAAUUUUGAUAGAGAUACUGUUCCUCCUGAACCUCCUGCCAAGAGAGUGUGUACCAUCAGCCCUGCUCCUCGGCAUAGUCCUGCCCUCACUGUGCCUCUUAUGAAUCCAGGGGGCCAGUUCCAUCCUACUCCUCCACCUCUUCAGCACUACACCUUAGAAGAUAUUGCAACUUCCCACCUGUAUCGGGAACCCAACAAGAUGCUAGAACAUCGGGAAGUUCGUGAGAGGCACCACAAUCUUGGUCUAAAUGGAGGCUAUCAGGAUGAAUUGGUAGACCACCGUUUGACAGAGAGGGAAUGGGCUGAUGAAUGGAAACAUCUUGACCAUGCCCUGAAUUGCAUAAUGGAAAUGGUGGAAAAAACCAGGCGCUCCAUGGCAGUUCUCAGGCGCUGUCAGGAAUCUGAUCGGGAAGAACUGAACUACUGGAAAAGACGAUUUAAUGAAAAUACAGAGAUGAGGAAAACAGGGACUGAGUUGGUCUCCAGGCAACACAGCCCCGGGAGUGCAGAUUCUCUAAGUAGUGAUUCUCAACGGGAAUUCAGCAGACCAGGAACAGGAUAUGUCCCUGUAGAGUUCUGGAAGAAAACAGAAGAAGCUGUGAAUAAGGUGAAAAUUCAGGCUAUGUCCGAAGUACAGAAGGCUGUUGCUGAGGCUGAGCAAAAAGCUUUCGAAGUGAUUGCAACAGAGAGAGCUCGAAUGGAGCAAACCAUAGCAGAUGUCAAACGACAGGCUGCAGAGGAUGCCUUCCUCGUCAUCAAUGAGCAAGAGGAGUCCACUGAGAAUUGCUGGAACUGUGGCCGCAAAGCCAGUGAGACAUGCAGUGGCUGCAAUAUUGCACGGUACUGCGGCUCUUUCUGCCAACACAAGGACUGGGAGCGGCACCACCGCCUCUGUGGCCAGAGCCUUCAUGGUCAGAGUCCUCACAGCCAGAGCCGACCGCUGCUGCCUGGAGGGAGGGGCUCCUCAGCCAGGUCCACUGACUGCAGUGUGCCCAGCCCAGCCCUGGACAAGACCUCAGCCACCACCUCACGUUCCUCAACACCUGCCUCUGUGACAGCCAUCGACACCAAUGGACUCUGAGCCCCAGACUCCACUGACCCUGAUGACCCCUCCACACAGCAGAUCCUUUGCACAAGGGGUUGGCUGUUGAAGCAUGUAGUUGUUGGGUCAUCCACAGGAAAUGAAGCAGCGACAGGAAGCGUCCAAGCAACCCCCCACCCCC